This is a messenger RNA of Calypte anna (Anna's hummingbird), 4468 nucleotides long. It is a transcript of the gene ZDHHC5, whose product is annotated as zinc finger DHHC-type containing 5. The transcript has 11 exons. Bases 1036 to 3189 code for a protein of 717 amino acids. Gene Ontology annotation, biological process: protein palmitoylation. Lineage: Eukaryota; Metazoa; Chordata; Aves; Apodiformes; Trochilidae. Gene Ontology annotation, molecular function: palmitoyltransferase activity. The record is from RefSeq and is a predicted model, not a curated record.
UGAAGAAAGGGGAGGAGGAAAAAAAAAUGGAGCAAGGUGGAACAAAGUGAGCUCUUCCCCUGCACCACGUAGGCCAUGAGUGAGACAGACGUACUCUGCACCCCACUUACCCUCAGCUGAAGGUGGUGAAAGUGCUCCUGGAGAGCUGCCCACGUGGUCACCCCACCCCAUGCCACUGGGAAAUGGUCACAGCAAUGAAGAUUUAAUGAAAUCCCUGUUGAUUCCCAACCACGAAGUGGACACUGCAAAGAGGCCCAGGUGGUCAGGAGAAAGGACCAAGUAGGAAGAGGGCCGGGCACAGACCAUCCUGCUUGAACCUUCCCCUCCCACUGCCCCCCUUGCAAAGAAAGGAUUUACAGCUCAACCUUGCACCAGCUGUUCUUCGGCUUUAACAGUCAAGAGAGAAAUAAAUAAAAUUAAACAGCCACCACCACCAGCAGCCAGUCCCUGGAUCCUAGUGAAAUCAGGGAGAGUGUUUCUGAGACCUCUACAGCGAGGGGGAGGAGGAAGCCAGGCACAUUGCUUGUGAGACACCCCCUCCUCCACACAGUGACCACAGACUAAAAAGGAGAAGUGACUUCCCCGGGGCUUCUGGAAGGCUUUUCUGCAGGACACUGACUGCUCUCUGGCAGUCACCCUCAUUCCCUGCCUGUGCCUGGAAGUUUUGCCUGUCCCCAGCGCACAGUGACAUCCCUGUGGGGACCUACAGUCCGACCCAGGGACGCUCUGAGGGGUUCUGGGCCAUUCCUCUUGUUUUAAAUCCAAACCCAUUUCUCUGCCCUGAAUUUUUAAUGUUCUUAAACUUCCUUCCUUGCCUGCUCUCUUGGGGCAGGGCCUAGUGUGGACCCCACCUGCCUCUGCUGGGUCUCCAGGGUCCCUUGUGGUCUGCUCCAGACCGUCGGUUCCACCGGGAGCUGGCCCAGGAGUGGGGGCUGAGUAGUGGCUUGCCCCUGUCCCCCUCCCCUUCUCACCCAGCUCUGACACCCGCCGGGCCUGGGCUAUGCGGCGGGGCGGACCCCCCACCACAGCUCCAACAUGCCAGCAGCAUCUGGAAAGAGAUUCAAACCCAGCAAGUACGUCCCGGUCUCAGCUGCUGCCAUUUUCCUAGUGGGAGCCACCACCCUCUUCUUUGCCUUCACGUGCCCAGGGCUCAGCCUGUAUGUCUCUCCAGUCAUUCCUGCCUACAAUGCUGUCGUCUUCCUGUUUGUGCUGGCCAACUUCAGUAUGGCCACCUUCAUGGACCCUGGCAUCUUUCCCCGAGCUGAGGAGGAUGAGGACAAGGAGGACGACUUCCGCGCCCCACUCUACAAGACGGUGGAGAUCAAGGGCAUCCAGGUGCGCAUGAAGUGGUGCGCAACCUGCCGCUUCUACCGGCCUCCCCGCUGCUCCCACUGCAGCGUCUGCGACAACUGCGUGGAGGAGUUUGACCAUCACUGUCCCUGGGUCAACAACUGCAUCGGGCGGCGCAAUUACCGAUACUUCUUCCUCUUCCUGCUGUCCCUCACCACACACAUCAUGGGGGUCUUUGGCUUUGGCCUCCUAUAUGUCCUCUACCAGGUGGAGGAGCUCUCUGGUGUCCGCAUGGCCGUCACGAUGGUGGUGAUGUGUGUGGCUGGCUUGUUCUUCAUCCCUGUCGCUGGCCUUACUGGGUUCCAUGUGGUGCUGGUGGCCAGGGGCCGCACCACCAACGAGCAGGUGACAGGCAAGUUCCGUGGUGGUGUCAACCCCUUCACCAACGGUUGCUGCAAGAAUGUAAGCCGGGUCCUCUGCAGCUCCCCAGCUCCCAGGUACCUCGGGCGCCCCAGGGCAGAGCAGACGGUGCUGGUGAGACCUCCCUUCCUGCGUCCCGAGGUGUCGGAUGGUCAGAUCACUGUCAAGAUCAUGGACAAUGGUAUCCAGACAGAGUUGAAGAGAACAAAGUCCAAGGGGAGCCUGGAGGUGACAGAGAGCCAGUCCGCAGAUGCCGAGCCGCCACCCCCACCUAAGCCAGACCUCAGCCGCUACACGGGCCUGAGGACACACUUAACCCUGGCCACCAAUGAGGACAGCAGCUUGCUAGGCAAGGACAGCCCCCCAACCCCUACCAUGUACAAGUACCGGCCCGGCUACAGCAGCAGCAGCAGCUCAGCCGCCCUGCCCCAUUCCACCAGCGCCAAGCUGAGCCGAGUGAACAGCCUGAAGGAGCCCAACUCUAUCUGUGAGGGCAGCCACAAGCCCAGCUACCGCUCGGAGCCCAGCCUGGAGCCUGAGAGCUUCCGCUCACCCACCUUUGGCAAGAGCUUUCCCUUUGACCCACUCUCCAGCGGCUCCCGCUCCUCCAGCCUCAAGUCAGCACAGGGCACAGGCUUUGAGCUGGGCCAGCUCCAGUCCAUCCGCUCUGAGGGCACCACCUCCACCUCCUACAAGAGCCUGGUGAACCAGACACGUAAUGGCAGCUUGUCCUACGACAGCCUGCUGACGCCCUCCGACAGCCCCGACUUCGAGUCUGUGCAGGCAGCCCCGGAGCCUGACCCGCCAGUGGGCUACACCUCCCCUUUCCUCUCGGCCCGCAUUGCCCAGCAGCGGGAGACCGACCUGCACAACCGCUUCGCUGGGCCCCCCAAGCCAGCUCCGCGUGAGCCCUCGCCUGUGCGCUAUGACAAUCUGUCCCGGCACAUUGUGGCCUCCAUCCAGGAGCGGGAGAAGCUGCUGCAGCAGCCAGCAGGCCAGGAGGAGGACGCGGGGCUGGGGGACUCAGGCAUCCAGUCAACGCCGGGCUCCAGCAAUGCCCCUCGCACCAGCUCCUCCUCGGACGAUUCCAAGCGCUCGCCUCUGGGCAAGAACCCACUCACCCGUCCAGCACCCCCCCGCUUCGGCAAGCCUGAGCCCCCCCAGGCGCUGCGGGUGCGCUCCCUUGGCUCCCCUGAACCACCCACCACCCCCAACCUGGGAAAAUCCGUGUCUUACAGCAGCCAAAAAACAGCCUCUCCAGCCAGCGUCCCUGAGGUGGAGGAGGUGGCCUUGCAGCCCUUACUGGCACCAAAGGACGAGGUGCAGAUGAGAACCACCUACAGCAAGUCCAACGGGCAGCCCAGGAGCCUGGGCUCAGCCCCUCCGGGCGUGGGGCAGGUGCCCCUGGGCAGCCCCACCCGUGGAGGCGUCAAGAAGGUGUCGGGCGUGGGGGGCACCACCUACGAGAUCUCGGUAUGAGGGGUAGAACCCCCCGCCCACCCCUCGCCUCCUCCCAGCCCCCAGGGACCUUCUGCAGCCUGGCACUCUGUGGACUCAGGAAAGCUGGAGGGGGGGACGGGCCUGCUGCCCCCACAGUGUUUCCUCCUCCCCCUCCCUCUCCCCCCCCCAAACCCGGGGGUCGGCACACACCGAGUGGGGCUGCUGCGCCCAGGACUGCACCAGCAGCUGGGGGGCCAUGUCCUGCCACUCGUGGGCCUUGUGCAAUCACCCGCUUGCCUGGCGUGGUAGGAAUGGAUUGUUUUUAAACCAGAAUACUUUUUUUUAUUAUUAUUGUUAUGGAUUCUAUUUUUUUUUCUCUUUCUGAGUUACCAGGUGUGUGUAUAUAUAAAUAUCUAUAUAUAUAAAUAUAAAUAUUGAAAGAAAAAAAAAACAGGAGAAAAAAAAAACCCAGAAAUCAUAUACCUUACCCACAGGGAGGAAGAAACAACCCCUUGCCUGCCCAGGGCCUGUGCCCCCACUGUGUCCCUGUCCCCAAACAGGGGACCUGGGGCUGCUUCUUGGGUUGGUGGGAUGAGCUGGGGCACAUGCCUGGUAUUGCCCCCCUCAGCUCAGGGCUGUGGGAUGGCAGCUGCCCCCAUGACCUGGGAUGCCCUGGCCCCUGCUCCAAGCCUCCCCCAGGCCACUGCACUCUGAGCCAUGGUUGCCCCUCCCUGGCUCUUCACUUGUGCAACCUCCAGCCCCCAGCCCAGGGGCUGCUGGGAGGGGCUCCCCAGACCCACCCACAAGCUGCACCUGCAGGUGCUGCUGGAGCUGAGAAAGACUGGUGAGCUCCAGACUUCCCACACCGGUGGUCUUUGAUCUUUUUUUAUAAUGUUUCCCCAGAGCUUGUGUUGACUGAGGGGGGGUGGGGGGGGAAAAUUGCUGUUUUUUUGUUGAUACUUUGUUUUUUAAAUGGGGUUGAUGGGGUUUUCUGUCACGCAGUUAUUUGUUUGGGGAAGAGGAAGACCAGUGGGGUGCAUCCCCACACAGCAAUAUUUUCUCAUCACAUGCCAAAAAAAAACAAACAAAACCACCAAAACCCACAAAGAAACCCUGCAGCCAAGGAGCCCAGUGCUCCCUGUCCCCCUGCCCAGCCCCACCUCCCCCCAUGGGGCCUCCAACACUUCAGGCACUACUUGACUCUUUCUCUAUGGCAAUAUCUCCCCUGUGGCCCCUGCAGUGCCACGCCAUUGUUUUUUUUUUAUUAUUAUUAUUAGCCAUUUUAAAAAUGAGGAAUAAAAGGAUAUUUAAUGAGCCA